AUGAGCAGCAGAUUCUUGGACUUGACCAUCGGCGUUAUUUUUAUCGGCUUCUUGGCUACGGGAUUGUGCGCGUCAUUCCGCGUUCAGGAGGACUCGGCCGCUCACGGAGAUGCAGUCACCACCUCGCAAACCGUGUGGUACUUCAAGCAUUACUCAAAUGACCGCCGCGUCCUCCGGUACCUGGUCGCCAUAAUAUGGCUUCUGGACGCACUUCAUUUAGCCCUCUAUCUCGUGACCAUGUUCAUCUACCUCGUACAAAAGAAGGGAGCAUUCUUCGGCCAGCAACCUCUGCCAUGUCGCGCGCAGUUGGUGUGUAAUGCGUUCGCGAUUGGUCUCAUACAGUCGUUCUACGCAUCCCGCAUUUGGACGCUAAGCAAGAAGAAGUCCCUUCUGGUAGUAAUGGCCAUAUUUGUCACCGUAACGUUUGAUAGUGUCCUCACCAGGACCGUGGCCGGCUACGUGGCAUUGGUUCCAUUCGAUAUCGCGUUGAGCGCCAUGUGUGCCUCGACCGAUGUACUGCUGUGCAGCUCACUGGUCACCCUACUAGCCAGGUCGCGUCCUGGAACCGUCGGAGCGAAUCGCCUCAUCAACAAGCUGAUGUUGUACACCGUUCAUACCGGGCUGGUCACGAGCGUUAACGCCACUCUCGCGUUGAUACUGGCGGUGGUUAUGCCGACUUCGUCAAUAUUCGUGAUGUUUUACUACAUCGGCGCUCGCUUUUACUCGGUCUCGCUCCUUGGAACGCUCAACGCGCGGGCGAGCCUUCGUUGGCAGGCGCAGAACAUGGGCCAGUUCCCGCUCCCCGACAUACAGAUCACUGCCCCUGUCACUCCCAAACGGACACUGUCGGACUCGAUGCCUCACUUCCAUGAACUCUCCCUCGGCUUGCAGUGCGACACGCCCUCGACAUACGAGAGCAUCUCGAGCGGCGAGACGCGCGUGUACGAGACGCGCGUGUACUGCGACGGGCAUCGGUGCUACGCGCUGCCCCCAGAUAUGGAGCUCGGACUAGAUAAGCGACAAAGUAUGGACAUUAGCGAGAGCAGGAUAGGGAUUCGGACAGACCCUGGCGUUGCAGUUGUUGAUCCCACUGGUCCCGACUUCCGACGUACUGUGAGCGAUCAGUGA
Molecule: messenger RNA, 1128 nt
Organism: Trametes versicolor FP-101664 SS1
Lineage: Eukaryota; Fungi; Basidiomycota; Agaricomycetes; Polyporales; Polyporaceae
Exons: 19
Coding region: 1-1128 (375 amino acids)
Source: RefSeq, a predicted model, not a curated record